Colletotrichum orchidophilum is the source of this 1650-nucleotide messenger RNA. RefSeq lists its product as uncharacterized. The coding region runs from base 1 to 1650 and encodes 549 amino acids. The transcript has 2 exons. The record is from RefSeq and is a predicted model, not a curated record. NCBI's taxonomy places the organism in Eukaryota, Fungi, Ascomycota, Sordariomycetes, Glomerellales, Glomerellaceae.
AUGCAACUUCCGCCACACCCGCUAUAUUCGCUCGAGCUCACACCCCGCUUCGAUGCGGACGGUGUGAGUAGCCUCGGGGUGCUGCUCCGGCUACAAUUACCAGCCAUCAAGGCCGGGGAGCCGGUUUUCACCUUUGACAGCUUUUCCGCCAACGUUCCCGGUCAUCCGUUCAAAGAGGAAGACAUCAACUCCACAGACGAUGCAGGUCCCCUAGAUAUCCGAUUUCACAAUCUCCCUCCUGAGGGCCGGGACAGGAAACAGCAAUGGUUCUUCAACCGGGAACACCAAGGCGACGUCAUUCUCCAGUUCGACGUCUUCCCGCGCAAAGUUAAUAUCCGGACCCCGCUCGGUGCCCGCGUCGAUCUCCGCCGCGAUCAGGGCGGUCUCCAUGGCGCCGGCCUGUGGUUUCUGCCGCAGCUGAUUGCCGAUCAACUCUUUACCGUCGUGGUCAAGUGGAACCUGCCGGCCGACGCGCCGGCGUCUACGCGAUGUGUGUGGAGCUACGGGGAAGGUACCAAGCCGAUUGUUCGCGUCGGCCGCUCAAACAUCCUUCGGAAUACAGUGUACAUGGUGGGCCCAGUCCAAAGCUCGGCUGGGGCGUCGUCAUCUGCGUGUUACUGGUUUGGCGAUCUUCCGUCCAACCUGGACCGGUUGAAGGGGUAUAACACUGCCCUGUUUCCCAAGAUGGAGGAUUAUUUUGGCUUAUCGGGUGGGACGUAUCGCAUGUUUAUGCGGAAAUCUAUCGUCGGCUAUGGUGGCACCGGCUUUGAUGCCAGCUACAUGUUAGAAUACGAUGACAGGAGUAUCAACGUGGCAGACGACAGUCUACUCCUGUUGUUCACCCAUGAAAUGGUCCACAGCUUUGCCAUGAUUGAUCCAGGGGAGGCAAAUGAGAAUGAAUGGUUUAUCGAAGGAGUUGCGGAACUGUAUUCAUCAUACUUACCCUACCGCUUUGGCUUUCGAGGGAAGGAUUUCUUGAUCAAGACCAUCAACGAUCAUCUGCAGGGCUAUUUCACCAGCCCCCGAAUCAACAUGGACAUUCGCGAUGCGGCCACGGCCAAGUUCAACGACUGGUACGCGGAAUGGAUUUCCUAUAAGCGCGGCUUCGCAUAUCUACUCUUCCUCGAUCUCUACCUACGACGACACACUCGCUCGUAUGACUUUGCCACGGCAGGGCCCCUUGACUCUGUCAUCCUAGGCUUGUCAAAAAGAAACAGGCAAGGAGAGACCGUCGGCGGCCGCGACUGGUUGGAGUCCGUAAAGACGUCCCUUGGGAGCGGCGACUUACCAAUCGAGGAGCAAUACCAAGACAUGCUUCGCGGGCGGACAGUCAUUGAUUUUGACGGUCUUUUCGUGGGAGAGCCAUUGAACAAACUGAAACCCGCCCAGCUCCCAAUCAUGGACUUCGGCUUCGACAAACGCAGCACUAAUUCUCGUGUUGUUACUGGACUGAUUCCGAAAUCGCCGGCAGCUGAAGCGGGCUUGUGGGAAGGAGCUCAAAUCGUGAGCACGUCUCUGGCUAGUGAUUGCAUCGAUGAUAUCCAAUCGACUUACAAGGUCCUUGUUCAAGACGGUGACGGCACUCGUCUUAUAGAGUAUAUACCUCGGACGAAGGAGACUGCACUGUCCUGGCAAUUAGAGUGUGAUUGA